Molecule: messenger RNA, 1209 nt
Organism: Sinocyclocheilus anshuiensis
Lineage: Eukaryota; Metazoa; Chordata; Actinopteri; Cypriniformes; Cyprinidae
Gene: bmp5
Product: bone morphogenetic protein 5
Exons: 7
Cellular component (GO): extracellular region
Molecular function (GO): growth factor activity; cytokine activity
Source: RefSeq, a predicted model, not a curated record
CUCUUCAUGCUGGACCUGUACAACGCGAUGACGACCGAGGAAGAGGACGCGACACUGGGGAAGACGCUCUCUGGGAAAGCGCGUAAAGGCGCCUCUGUGGUUCCACAUGGAUACUCGAGCGCGUCGCAGCAGGCGUACCGCGCGGCGCCCUUGACCAGUCAGAGCCCGCCUUUGGCCACCGCGCAAGACACCAACUUUCUCAAUGACGCGGACAUGGUGAUGAGCUUUGUCAAUCUGGUCGAGCGGGACAAGGAUUUCUCCCAUCACAGACGACACUACAGGGAGUUUCGUUUCGACCUGACUCAGAUUCCAGAAGGUGAGGCAGUGACUGCCGCCGAGUUCAGGAUUUAUAAGGAUCACAGUCACGUCAGACAUGAGAACAUCACACUCAAGGUCACCAUAUACCAAGUCAUCAAAGAAUAUCCAAACAGGGAUGCUGAAACAUUUCUCCUGGACUCCAAAAAGAUCCGCGCUACUGAUGGGGGGUGGCUGGUGUUUGACAUCACGGCCACCAGUAAUCACUGGGUCCUGAACCCGCAGCAGAACAUGGGCCUGCAGCUCUGCGUGGAGACCACUGACGGUAGAAGCAUCAACAUGAAAUCUGCUGGCAUCAUCGGGAGGAACGGACCUCAGUCCAAACAGCCAUUCCUGGUUGCUUUUUUCAAAGCCAGUGAGGUUCUGCUCCGUUCUGUAAGAGCCACAGGAAGCAAGAGGAAGAGCCACAGCAGAAACAAAAGCAGAACACAACAGAAAUUUUCGCCAGCUCUCAAAAGUGGAGAUCAGAACACCAGUGAACAGAGACAAGCCUGCAAGAAGCAUGAACUUUACGUGAGCUUCCGUGACUUAGGAUGGCAGGAUUGGAUUAUUGCUCCAGAGGGCUAUGCAGCCUUUUAUUGUGAUGGAGAAUGCUCAUUUCCACUCAAUGCACAUAUGAAUGCGACAAACCAUGCGAUUGUGCAGACCUUGGUCCAUCUAAUGUUUCCUGAUAAUGUGCCAAAGCCUUGCUGUGCACCGACCAAACUGAAUGCCAUAUCGGUGCUGUAUUUUGAUGACAGCUCAAAUGUAAUUCUGAAGAAGUACAGGAAUAUGGUGGUGAGGUCCUGUGGAUGUCAUUGAGGACAUUGAGGAGCUUCUGUGUCAUAUUGCUGGAAUAACAUAUCAAAAUAAAUAGUUUUUGACAUUUGAUGUACAGUAUUAUGUAUAUAUUAG